UCCUAAAUGACAAUUUAUUAUUUCUUAUUUCUCUUAGUGCUCUAUCCAGUACUUCGUCCGAGAAGUCGCGAUAUUUGCGACUUCCCUGUACUCUUUUGUAUUUAUUAGGCAUGUCCCAAGUCACCCUGAAAAUAACACAAAAAAAUAAAGCCGGCCCUGUAUAAAAAUUUUUAGGUUAGAAUUAAAGAUUGAACAUCGCGGUCUUUUAACAACUUAACAAGAGCUUAGGAAAAAAAUAAUACGCGUCUCAUAUCUACCAUGUACUCUGCACCACACAAAGUUUACGUUAUGUAUCAUAACUAUAAUAAAACCUAAAUUUUUUUCCCAUUUCCUAACGUAGUUUUAAUCAUCCCUAGUUCCUAUCGUAGUUUAAUCCUUCCUAGUUUGUAACGUAGUUUUUAACCUCUCUUAGUUCCAUAUAAGUUGCUAACAUUGUGUACAUACGUUUUUAUUCGAAACUUGAGUCAGAGGAAAGUCCCAACGUAAGUAAGCUUACCACCCAAGAAACACCCAAAAACAUUUAAUAUCCACAGAUGCUUGACGCUGAGGAUGAGCCAUCAACGUCGUGAAAUUGUUUCGACAGAUUUACGACAAGAGCCACCACGACUUUAAGAAUAAGUAGGCAAAAAAGAAUGCCUGGGAGACCAUUGGGCAGAUGGUGGAGCGAAAUGCGGAGGAAUGCCAGCAACGUUUCGUGAUGCUGAGUAAUAGAUUCGUAACUGAAAAGAGGCGGGUGGCAGCAUUAAACGCCUCCAGUGCUGGAGGAGGUGUGGAAUUAUAUGACUUAUACAAAAAAAUUCUGUUCCUAUUGGGAUUCAUCAAGAGCAGACAUACGACCUCAAAUGUCCAACGGUCCUCGUGUGCUGCAAGUGCAGAAGGGCACCCACCACUCGAGAUAGAGGGACACCCCUCUCAUGACGGUGGCGAAGAGGAGGAUGCCGAUGUAGGGCAUAGCAACGUGUGGGGUGUGAUGCCCCAUAUCACAGAAGCACAACAGUCGCAAGAGCUGGCUGAAAGUAGGGAAGCGCCUUCCACCAGCAGGGAAACGCCUUCCACCAGCAUACCCCAGCAGACAGCCUUUCUACGGGCUGCAGAGACAAGGGGGAAGAAAAGAAAAGCGGCCACUUCAUUAGAAGAUGUCCUCCAAACGUCGUUGGGAACGUUGGAGGAUUACCUGAAAAAGAAAGGCGAGGAAAAAGGAAAUCUAGAAGAAGUCGACAGUGACAUAAGUUUCGGUCGCAUGAUUGGCCUGCAUUUAAAAGACAUGCCGCCAGAACAAAAAAAGAAAAAAACAAAAUAUUUUUAAAACUA
This is a messenger RNA of Photinus pyralis (common eastern firefly), 1311 nucleotides long. RefSeq lists its product as uncharacterized. The coding region runs from base 656 to 1306 and encodes 216 amino acids. The transcript has 4 exons. Lineage: Eukaryota; Metazoa; Arthropoda; Insecta; Coleoptera; Lampyridae. The record is from RefSeq and is a predicted model, not a curated record.